UUUUUCUUUUAUCUUUUCUGAAAAAAAUUGUUAUAAUAAAAUGGCACAGUCAGCGCUCUUAAAGUUUUGGAAUUCUGCUGCAGGUCCAAAAACAAUUCAUUUUUGGGCGCCAACAAUGAAAUGGGGACUUGUUAUUGCUGGAUUAAGUGAUCUACAAAAGCCAGCAAAUCAACUGAGUCUCUCCCAAAACCUUUCACUUGGAGUAAGCGGGAUCAUCUGGACACGUUAUGGCUUUGUAGUUUUGCCUAAGAACUAUAUGAUUGCAGGAGUCAAUUUCUUUGUGUUUCUGAUAGGCACUACUCAAGUAGGCCGUAUAUUAAACUAUCGUCGAACAAUCCAAACAAAUGCUAAAGAUGAAGCUCAAGUAAUACCAUUAACAUAAACUUAAAUGGCUUAGGUACUUUUUAUUUAUUUCUAGUUUCGUGUUGAAACUUAAGGACAAAAUGAGAGCACUAUACUUACAUUUUGUCAAAUAUCUUUAAUAAGAAGUUUGAACUGUUUUAAAGAAGUGUUGAUGAUAGUCUCGCAAAACUCUUUAUCAACUUGUGAACCACUGAUUUGUGAUGACCUGAAUAUUGAACUUUUGCAAUCUGCACCUUUAUUUUGAGACUCAUUAUUUUGUCAUUAUAUAAAUUUACGUGUAACCAAGAGUGUAAUUCUUAAUUACAACUCUUUCAUUCACUUUCAUUUCUUCCCAUUUUUCUCUAAAACUUCUAAAAAACACA
Messenger RNA from Gilbertella persicaria, 725 nucleotides. Its product is annotated as mitochondrial pyruvate carrier. Gene Ontology annotation, biological process: pyruvate import into mitochondria. Gene Ontology annotation, cellular component: mitochondrial inner membrane. The record is from RefSeq and is a predicted model, not a curated record. The transcript has 5 exons. Gene Ontology annotation, molecular function: pyruvate transmembrane transporter activity. Lineage: Eukaryota; Fungi; Mucoromycota; Mucoromycetes; Mucorales; Choanephoraceae. The coding region runs from base 41 to 382 and encodes 113 amino acids.